Panonychus citri (citrus red mite) is the source of this 2277-nucleotide messenger RNA. Its product is annotated as very low-density lipoprotein receptor-like. Bases 919 to 2061 code for a protein of 380 amino acids. The record is from RefSeq and is a predicted model, not a curated record. Gene Ontology annotation, molecular function: protein binding. The transcript has 2 exons. Gene Ontology annotation, cellular component: plasma membrane. Lineage: Eukaryota; Metazoa; Arthropoda; Arachnida; Trombidiformes; Tetranychidae.
UCACUAUGAAAAAAUCUUCUAUCCUGAUAAAUCGUAUAUUUGACAUUUCGUCCAAUUCAUUUAUAAAUUUGAUAUUCUGGUGGCUUUAUUGUUAUUUACAAUAGUUGACAAAAUUAGCAAAUUUACUUCAGGUAAUCAAAUGAUUAAUAAACAAAUUUUUCGACGAUAAUUUCUUGAUUCGGUCAAUUCAUAUUGACAGAUCAUUUAUUUGUUUGUUGUUAUUGAAUAAUCGGGACAAUUUUAACACUCAUUUAAUCUAAUUUGGAUUAAUAAUCAACCAUUAUGAUAAAUUACAUUCAAAUUAGAAAUUGAUAUUGAUUGAACAACAAGUAUCUCAUCCAUAGGAAAUAAGACAAUUAAAUUAAACUUUGACAGGCCAGAACUCCGUUCAAAAAAGCGAUUUUAAAACAAGUUAACUUAUAAAUUUUCCUGUGUGAACAAACACUGAAUAUCUCAAAAAUAUUUUUAUCAGCUUUGGCCUUUUGAUUGCCAGAAUUCUGGCUGGCUGAAGUUCAAUUUCGAACUUGGUGUAAAAGCAAACACUAAGAAACGAAAAGUCUAAAUGUGUAGUCCAUUUUUUUGUGCGACUCUUAGUUGACGAGUUAUUCCGAAAACAAAUAUGUUUAAUUAGUUAACUAACACCCUGUAGUUAUAUUGGUUGUUUAUAAACGAAGCAAAUUGUGAUUUAUCAGAUUAAUUAUGCAAAGUUUGCAAUUAAUCACAAGUAUAUCUUGUUUUUACCAUUUCGGAUACUCAAUAAUUACUGUUUCAUCAAAUAAAAAGUCCAUUGAUAACUAAUCAUGAAUUUUCAAAACACUUCAACUCAUCAACUAAUUGUAAGAAAAUAAAUACGAAAAUUGUCAUUUCUCAACAUUUAACUGUUCACUUGAUUUCGUUAAAUAUUAAAUAGUUUCGAUAAUGACGAAGAUCGACUUUAAAUUUAAUUGUUUAUUUUUGAUUAUUUUGUGUAUUAUUCAAGUGACAAAUGCUUAUUACAUAUCAACUGGGCUAAUCGAUGAACCGUCCAUUCCAAAAAGCAAUUACCGAUGCUUUGCUAGAUGUGAUUAUGGUUCAUGCAUUACACGGGAUCAAAAGUGCGAUGGAAUCUCCGACUGUUAUGAUGGAAGUGAUGAGCGUAAUUGUGUAUACAGGCCGAAAGCUAGUGAUGGAUCUUCAGUUUCCUGCGAACAAUAUUUUAAAAUUUGCAACGACCUGACUGAUUGUAAAAAGCUAUCAUUCAAAACGGUUUGUUCGAGAUGUUCUGAAGAUACUUUUUCUUGUAAUAGCAAAAUUUGUAUUCCAAAGAAUUGGAAAUGUGAUAAAAUUGUCGAUUGUCCUAAUGGAGAAGACGAAAAGGACUGUAAACAUAAAAAUUGUACACCAACUGAAUUUCAGUGUGGAAAUGACCGAUGUAUUGACGAAUCCCUUUAUUGUAAUGGAGUUGACGAUUGUGGUGAUCGAUCAGAUGAGAAGAGCUGUUCAAACAAAACUGCUUCCAAUAACUUUAAUUGUCGACGUUUGUAUAUCCCGAGUUCGUGGCAUUGUGAUGGUCUCGUCGAUUGUUACAAUGGUCUUGAUGAGAAAAACUGUCCAACUAUCCUAAACUGUACAGAGAAUCAAUUCAAAUGUGACAAUCGUAAAUGCAUUCAUGUCGAUUCAGUUUGUGAUGGAAUCGCAGAUUGUUGGGACAGAUCAGAUGAAAAUAAUUGUGAUCAAACUAAAUGUUCAUACAAUCAAUUUGAUUGUGGGGAUACUUGUAUUCCUUUACAAUGGAGGUGUGAUUCCCAACCCGAUUGUUCAAAUAGUUCUGAUGAACUAAAUUGCCAUCAUUAUAUGUACAAAUCUCUACGAAAAGAUUCUAGUCUCAAAUGUCCUGAGGGCACUUUUCCAUGCGCCGAUAAAUCAGGUUGCAUAUCAAUAGAUUUACUCUGUGACAAACAUCCUAAUUGUAAAGAUUAUUCCGAUGAGAAAAACUGUCUAGUUGCCAAUUAUAAGACAAGCGGGAAAAAACUUUCUUACGAAAGUUUUUUGGACUUGUUUGCCGGACCCGUGAUUUGUUGAAAUGGGAAUCGUUUUUUAAUCGAAAAAUUCAAAACUAAAUUUUUUUUUCUUUCUCACUACUCUCUUUCUCUUUCUCUCUUUUUCUCUCCUCUCUCUUUCUUUCUAGUCUCUCUCAUCUCUUUCUCUGUCUGUUUUUCUUCCUCUUUCUUUUUGAAAUGCGCGCUGUUUAGAAGCGCAACUGCGCAUGCGUACAAUAAAAUCUUUGAGUCAGAAUUU